This is a messenger RNA of Colossoma macropomum (tambaqui), 2313 nucleotides long. Its product is annotated as dual specificity protein phosphatase family protein. Gene Ontology annotation, molecular function: MAP kinase phosphatase activity; protein tyrosine/serine/threonine phosphatase activity. Gene Ontology annotation, cellular component: cytoplasm. Gene Ontology annotation, biological process: negative regulation of MAPK cascade; protein dephosphorylation. The record is from RefSeq and is a predicted model, not a curated record. The coding region runs from base 188 to 742 and encodes 184 amino acids. NCBI's taxonomy places the organism in Eukaryota, Metazoa, Chordata, Actinopteri, Characiformes, Serrasalmidae. The transcript is spliced from 3 exons.
UCCCCGCUGAGAACCUGCGCUGUUUCCCUCCUCCCCGUUAGCGAGCCCAGACAGGCUAAGCCGAGCACCUGUCCGCGCGGAUCACGCCGUGUCACUGGCCGUCGCGGAGCUGAGACCGUUAAAUAAAUUUGCGAGCCGGUUUUUGCCUCUUAUUUUUUAUUUAUUUGCGGCACUUUUAGACAGAAGAAUGACGUACCAGAAGAACAAGCAUGGGCUCGCAGAGAUCAAAGCGCUGGAGAAUCUUCUGGACACGUGCAAACUAGACCUGAAUGCCAUCGAUGAGGUCUGGCCGAACUUAUUUAUCGGUAACGUAGCAAUCGCUCAGAACAGAACCGCUCUGAAGAAGUUGGGCAUCACUCACAUCUUGAACGUUGCCCAUUCGAAGCAGGGCAGCAUUGGAGACCAGAGCUACUACGGCGAGGAGUUUGUUUACUACGGAAUCCCAGCAGAGGACUCCUCCAGGUUUGACCUCAGCGUACACUUCAGGCCUGCGAGUGAUUUUAUCCACAAAGCUCUGAAGAAAAAAAACGGAAAGGUUCUUGUGCACUGCAUUAUGGGAGUGAGCCGAUCGUCUACACUAGUCCUGGCCUACCUCAUGUUACGUCAUCGUCUCACCCUCCGCAGUGCCAUCCAGAAGGUCGUACAGAGGAGAGCUAUUUAUCCUAACAGGAACUUUCUGUCGCUCCUUCUUGAGCUGGACACACAGCUGCAGAGAAAACGAAUGCUGUGUCCAAUUCUCUGACAGCACAAUGCUGUCUGUCACAAACAUUACAGUCUAGCGCUGUGACAAGAGACUAGUCACUGUUUACAUCGUACAUAAAUUUCUAUUGUCCCAUUUUAAAGAAAAAACGUUUAUUAAAAUGUAGGCGUCUAUUUUAAAUUACAUUCUAGGGAUAUAUGUAUAUUUAUAACACAAUGUUAUUAAUUUGCUUUCAUUGUCAAAGAAAAGUGCUUCCAGUUGAAGAAAAGUUUAAAAGUGUUAGAUUUUUUUAAGGAUUUGCAGGGGAGGUUAAGAGUGAAAAUACCCAGCAGGUAUAGGCUACAGCAGGGGUAUUCGGUUCCAGUCCUCAGAGUCGGAGUUUAACAGAGUUUGCAGGGAAAUCACCAAACUGUGCUGGACUUUGCCCUCCAGAAUAAGAACUGAUGACCCUUUGUUUGAAGACUACAGAAACAGGCUGGGUGUUUCUCUACUUAACAGUAUAGAAUCAUGACUAGUGCAGAGGCUGGUUAGAACUGCCUGUUAACACAAGUUAUUUUUACUUCUUGGUCGUCAGGGAAGAAAAGGCAGGGUUGGCCAGCUGAACAGCAGCUCACAGGUUUCAGCAGAAACAGAGGGAGAAGGUACAGCUAGGUGAGAUGUCUGAAGCGGGUACAUUUUCCAACACAUGCCAGGGAGCCAACACUAUUUCAGUAAGGGUCAGCUGAGAAUACAAAGUGAGGCCCUUACAUAGACAGAACUUAAAGGGGAGAAACAAAGUCAUUCAGAGUGGUUUGAUGUAAAGUGCAUAGUAGAGAAACGUACUGAGAUUUCUUUGCAGUGGUGGUGAUAUGAACCAGGAGCCGCGAUAUGUGCAACGUAAAUAUAGCCAUUUUAUUUACUAUCUAAAAUGUCGAAUAAACUACUACUAUGGUAAAAUAGUUGUAAGUCUGAAGAAAAGAUUCUCUAGAAUGAACCAUUUCACGUCAAACCACUCAAAAAUCAGUGGAAUUAAGUUAAUUAGGUCAAUUAAGUUCUGUCUCCACAAAUUGUAUAUUAUUGUAUGUAUUUCUCUUUGUUGUUGUUCAGACUGGAGUAAAUACCUUUCAACGAGUCUAUGAAAUAUUAUGUCAACGAAGAAAAUGAAGAAUGAAUUUGAUUUUCAAAGUACUUGAUUACUUUAAUGUCGUAAUCAUGUAAUUCACUUUUUAAAUUUACUAAUUCAGCUCCCUCUGAUCCCUUUUAAUUUGUUUAACAGCUGUUUGUCUUCCAGUGUUUCCCCUCACUGUAUCUCUGUCAAUAAUAUUGGUGGACCUGGGACUGAUGAUGCAUUUGUACACGUUACAGAUUAUAGGACUCACAUAUUCAUGACUAAUUAGAUGACGCUGAGGUGUUUAAACAAAACUCUGAAAAAAUAGUAGAUUAAGAGAAGAGAUAUAAAGAUAUAAAGGAAUGAUUUCUAUGUUAGAAACAGCGUUGUAUUCAUUUCUGUCUGUAUUACUUCCUACAGUCUAAAAUUACUGCCUCUUUAUAAAAAUAACAAACCAAGAUGAUGAAUGUUGUUUACACAGUCUGCGACUGAAUUACCGUUUGCCAAAUAAAGUUGCCUUGUCAGG